GUCGGGCGACAACAAUGACCACUCGACGACCCCAGCGCGACAGCAUUUAUCGAUUUUCGGCAGCCCCAGUGGAGGAGCGCUAGGAGCAGCAGUCAAGCCAAAGUCCAGCCUCGCAGACCCACUGGGUCGGAUUAAACGGCUUUCACAUGAGCAUGCUAGGAUUUGUCUACCUGGUUCUCAUCCUGGGCUGGAUACUGAUCGUUCUGUUCCUGAAGUGCAAAAAGUCCUUGGCCGCUCCAUUUCGGUUUGGCGAGAACUACACCGAUGCCAUCGCCGAUACGGAACGUCGCCCAUCGGUCCACGUUAUCCAGUUGCAGCACGAUGAUGUGGAGCGCGAGGAUCACUAUAUGAACCAUUUCCACCAAAACACGGAGAAUCUGCAGCGCUACUCGCAUCGCUCGCAACGUUCCACGCUGGAGGAGCGUACGAUCGAGCGGACAUAUCCCACGGAUGCGGUGAUAAAUCCUGCCUAUAUGCACGACGAGGACUACGUGAUCAAUGCACCUCCUCCGUCCUACGAGGAAGUGAUGCGGCAGCCGCAGGUGUAUCCACAGGUGCGCCACAACAACCACAAGAUCAGCGAUGCUGACAUCUAGCCUAGUUAAGCCAAUGAUCAAAUUGUAAAUAUGCGUACUUGAUCUGGGUCAGCUGUGAUUUUACAUAUUGGUUUUGGUUUUUUAUUUCGUUUGCACCUAAAAAAACAUAAUCAAUUCGAUUGAUUCAACUUAGGUGGCCUGCGCCCUCUUGCACUGCGAAUAAUAGUAGUUUUACACAAAAAAUGUAUAAAAUGAUUUUACAUAGGUAUGAUUAAUAGUUAUGAUUAUGAUUAAUGAUUACAAACAGUCAGUCCACGUGUGCAGUUGUUACAGAUUGUAAUUGUAAAUAAAUUAAUAGUGAAGUAUACUAAAUAAAAUGUGUAAAAAACUAAAAAAAACAUUCCCUUUGCAUUCUUUUGGCUAAGUUAAGUCGCUAAAUUCGAAACAUAUCGCACAUACAGACACCAAAGCUUCCACAUAUGGAUAUAUAAAUGUGU
This is a messenger RNA of Drosophila sechellia, 1033 nucleotides long. RefSeq lists its product as uncharacterized. The transcript has 3 exons. Lineage: Eukaryota; Metazoa; Arthropoda; Insecta; Diptera; Drosophilidae. Bases 147 to 596 code for a protein of 149 amino acids. The record is from RefSeq and is a predicted model, not a curated record.